Molecule: messenger RNA, 778 nt
Organism: Aaosphaeria arxii CBS 175.79
Lineage: Eukaryota; Fungi; Ascomycota; Dothideomycetes; Pleosporales
Exons: 1
Coding region: 1-600 (199 amino acids)
Source: RefSeq, a predicted model, not a curated record
AUGCGUCGUGUGGAUGAAAUCAGGCUGCUCUAUCUUAUGGACGCGUCCUACAAAUAUCCAUCUCCGCCUAUGUGUCCAUGGGCGCCUUUGGACACAGUUGGCAUUGAGACGUGUGCGAUUGAAGUUCGAGAGCACAUCCGCUGCGGUCAUCGACCGAUCUACCAGUUUUGGACCUGGCGUGGCGGAGGCGGCCAACGUCAGGAAGACUAUGAAUUAACUGCUCCCCCUCCAGCUCUAUUAAGACAAGUCUUUCAAGCCUUUCUCACUGGUCUUGAAACCCUUCUCUGUAGCUUCAAUGGGCGAGUCACCACCCAAAUCACACUGGUCUCCGAUCAAACCAUUCAAAGUAUGACCCUUUCCGAAGUAGCUACUCGAAACGCAUUCACCUGGACCUUGUCGGACGGCACGAAACCUGAAGAUGUGGAUUAUUGGAAACAUGAAUGGCUUGAUGGGCUCUUGAAUGGGUUUGAGGACGACGCACAGGAUACAUCUACCAGCGAAGAUGGUGACCCCGAAAGCAAUGAAGAAUAUCAAGACGAAUUUGCCCGUGCGAGAACGAGCAUAUGGGCCCAAAUGACCCGCGAAGACGACGACUCAUAGAAGUGCCUAUGCUUUAAUUUUCAAGGAAUAAGGCCAUACCGUGUCGGCCGAAGGAUAUAUGACCGAGGUGUUUUGAGACGGACAGGAAAUUCAUUCUCUGAAUAUCAUAUCCGCGUAGCUUCAAACAUUGCGAUGAUGCCACUCAAUGCGAAUUGGUAUGCAGUAGGGUACAAAUAAC